AAUUAAAUUAGUCCCUUAAUCUCUCAUUUACCAUUUUUUUUCUUCUGAAAUAAAACAAAGAAAAGAAAAACACAGUUGGAUUUCCAUCUACUAAUCUGUGUUUCUCAAUCGCUCUUUCGGUUGUCUCUCAGAAAUCAUGCUCCCUUUAAUCGGUUAAUCCCAGACCUCAAAAUUUAAUAAGCUCUAGCAAUAAUAAGAGAAGAACGACAAUAAACAGAAUAUUAGGAAAAAAAAAAAAAAAGAAAAGAAAAUCGGAAAAUGGGAGCAUACAGAGCGGACGACGAUUACGAUUACUUAUUCAAGGUGGUGUUGAUCGGAGACUCAGGCGUCGGGAAAUCCAAUCUCUUGUCUCGUUUUACGAGAAAUGAAUUCAGCCUGGAAUCCAAAUCCACCAUUGGCGUAGAGUUCGCAACCCGCAGCAUCCAUGUCGAUGAUAAGGUCGUUAAGGCCCAGAUUUGGGAUACCGCCGGCCAAGAAAGAUAUCGAGCCAUAACAAGUGCGUAUUAUAGAGGUGCUGUAGGAGCGUUACUAGUAUAUGAUGUGACUAGACAUGUAACAUUUGAAAACGUUGAGAGAUGGCUAAAGGAGCUUAGGGAUCACACAGACGCCAACAUUGUGAUCAUGCUGGUAGGAAACAAGGCAGACCUGCGUCACCUUCGAGCUGUUUCCACCGACGACGCCAAGGGAUUUGCAGAACGAGAGAACACGUUCUUCAUGGAGACAUCUGCGCUCGAGUCUUUGAACGUCGAGAAUGCAUUCACAGAAGUGCUGACUCAGAUUUAUCGAGUCGUAAGCAGGAAGACACUCGACAUUGGAGAUGACCCUGCAGCUCUGCCUAGGGGACAGACAAUCAAUGUUGGAGGCAAAGAUGAUGUUUCAGCAGUUAAGAAGGCUGGAUGCUGCUCGGCUUAAGCAAGGAAAAAUUGCCUCAACCUCUCAAG
Messenger RNA from Jatropha curcas, 941 nucleotides. Its product is annotated as ras-related protein RABA1f. Lineage: Eukaryota; Viridiplantae; Streptophyta; Magnoliopsida; Malpighiales; Euphorbiaceae. Gene Ontology annotation, molecular function: GTPase activity; GTP binding. The record is from RefSeq and is a predicted model, not a curated record.